Messenger RNA from Acanthamoeba castellanii str. Neff, 1101 nucleotides. Its product is annotated as CTP:ethanolaminephosphate cytidylyltransferase. The record is from RefSeq and is a predicted model, not a curated record. Gene Ontology annotation, cellular component: cytoplasm. Gene Ontology annotation, biological process: phosphatidylethanolamine biosynthetic process. NCBI's taxonomy places the organism in Eukaryota, Discosea, Longamoebia, Acanthamoebidae. Gene Ontology annotation, molecular function: ethanolamine-phosphate cytidylyltransferase activity. Bases 1 to 1101 code for a protein of 366 amino acids. The transcript has 4 exons.
AUGGAGGGCAAGCACGAAGGAGAAGGCGAACAACAGGCGGGCAAGAAGCCCGUGCGUGUAUGGAUCGACAUGUGCGCCGACAUGUUCCACUUUGGGCACGCCAACGCUCUGCGGCAGGCCAAGCAGAUGGGCGAUGUUCUGGUGGUGGGCAUACAUCCCGAUGAGGAGAUCAUUCGCAACAAGGGUCCGCCCGUGAUGAACCAGGACGAGCGGUUGGCGGUGGUGAAGGCGUGCAAGUGGGUGGACGAGGUGACGCUCGACGCGCCCUACCAGACGACGCUGGCCACGCUGGACAAGUUCAACAUCGAUUUCGCGGUGCACGGGGAGGACAUCUCGGUCAACAGCGACGGCACGGACUCCUACGAGGAGGUGAAGAAGGCCGGGCGCUUCAAAUUGAUUAAGCGCACGACGGGGGUGUCGACGACGGAUCUGGUGGGCCGCAUGCUGCUGCUCACCAAGAACCACUUCAACAGAAGCCCGGCGGAGGCGGCAGAGUCGCUGCCGGACCAGCUGCCGAGGCCCAAGCCGGUGGCGUUUUCGUCGCGCAUCCUCUAUCUGUUCUCCAACGGGAGGUCGCCCAAGGAGGGGGACCGCGUGGGCUACAUCGACGGCGGGUGGGACCUGUUCCACGCCGGCCACGUCGAGGCCCUCAAGCAGGCGCGUGCCAUGUGCGACUACCUCAUGGUGGGCGUGCACAGCGACCAGGACAUCAACCGCAGCCGGGGCUCCAACUACCCGAUCAUGAACCUCAACGAGCGCGCCCUCUGCGUCCUCUCGUGCCGCUACGUCGACGAGGUCAUCAUCGGCGCGCCCUGGGGCAUCUCCGAGGACGACCUCACCAACCUGCGCAUCUCGCUCGUCCUCCACGGCGACGAGCGCGACCAGUACUACCCGCUCCCGUCCGCCGACGACCCCUACGCCGCCGCCAAGAAGCUGGGCAUCUUCCAGGAGAUCAAGUACUCCCAGGGCCUCUCCACCACCUCCAUCGUCGACCGCAUCAUCCACCACCGCCUCACCUACGAAAAGCGCAACAAGGACCGCGAGGCACGCGACCGCCAGAUCGCCGAGCAGCAGGCACAGCCCAAGCCCGCCCCGCAGUGA